Messenger RNA from Haemonchus placei, 1059 nucleotides. NCBI's taxonomy places the organism in Eukaryota, Metazoa, Nematoda, Chromadorea, Rhabditida, Trichostrongylidae. The record is from the annotation of a GenBank genome assembly.
AUGCCCAACAACUGGAUUGUUAUUCUGCUGUUUUCUUCCGUAACAGCUCAGUACUACGGUGGUUACUAUGGAAGAUACGGGUGGGGCACACCCAUGACUGUUGAUCCUUACAAUGCCGCAAAUGCGUACGCCUUGAGAGGAAUGGUUGUCGAUCCAGCCGUCAGUGGAGUGUGUGCCGACACGAAUAUGCAGUGCCCCGUUUGGGCGAGUACAGGCCAAUGCGCAACGAAUCCAUUGGUGAUGCGUCGAAUGUGUGCAUUGUCAUGUGGUACCUGUGGUAUUGGCCUGGAAUACGGCAUGGGUGCAGGCCUGGUUUACACCACUUUACCCUUUGAAGGAGCGCCGGGACUCGGAUAUGGACUAGGAACUGGUCUUGGAGCUGCUGGACUCGGAUAUGGUGGAAUGGGUUUGAAUCCGUUGGCUGCUCCGCUACUUGGCAGGAGUAUCUACGAACAAGAAGUUGAUAUUUGGGAAGAACUGGCCGAAUUAAGGUACCGAUCUCUAUUGUGUAUAAAUGAUUACUCGGUUCAAGUAGUGAAACUGUUCGUUUUAUGUGAGUUCUUCAAACCAGUCAAGCUCAACAGUUUGGUGCUUGAGGAGCAGUACCGUACUCACAAAAAUAUGCUACUGUAUCUUAUUUACGUCAUUAGUAUGUUGCUUGUUAUUGCGGAUACCAGGCAAGCUUUUCCACCUGUUACCAUUCUAGCCGAUAUAAAUAUUGAUUAUAUAACGAAUUUCGACUUCACCCGGCAAACAUUCGAUAUGAUAGUUGAUGUCGAUCGUCAGUUGAAAGACAAUCGCUUCGCUCCGAAUUUUAACAACUACACAGUGAAAGAGAUAUUUCGCGAGAUACGGUUUGAUGACGUUGAAAGCCAAUUCAUCGGCGACGUCGAGUACAUUUUCAAAGGUUCCAAUGUGACAGGAAUCAGAACAAGUAACCCAUGCAUGCUUGGCAAUUCGUUUUGUGUUCACUCGUUCAUUGUGCUUGGUGUUCUAUCGCUUCUACAUGCCAUCAUCGAUGGCUCUGUUCUUAUCAUGGUUGUCAUUCUACGUCAGUAG